This is a messenger RNA of Cryphonectria parasitica EP155, 1581 nucleotides long. RefSeq names its product alpha/beta-hydrolase. Lineage: Eukaryota; Fungi; Ascomycota; Sordariomycetes; Diaporthales; Cryphonectriaceae. The transcript is spliced from 3 exons. Bases 1 to 1581 code for a protein of 526 amino acids. The record is from RefSeq and is a predicted model, not a curated record.
AUGGGGGUGAGAGUUUCUCGAGACGUCAGGGCUGCCCUGAUUGGCCUUCCUCUGGCCCAAGCAGCGCUUUACAGUGGAGUUGUUCAGACCGAGUAUGGCCCUGUCCAAGGGUACCAGGCCUUCAACGAGAGUCAAGAAGGCCUGUCAGCUAACUGGGCCGACGUCGCUGUGUGGAAGGGAAUUCCCUUCGCAGCUACGACAGCAGGUGAGAACCGGUGGAGACCUCCCCAAGCGGCCAACCCAUGGAACACUACCUUCGAUGCAGGCGAAUUCGGAAACAUCUGCCCUGGUGUCCUCACGGACGCCGGUACGUACACCGUCAGCGAGGACUGCCUGAACCUCAAUGUCUGGAGCUCAGCAAACUCGUCCGACGCAAAGCUCCCUGUUGUCAUGUGGAGCUGCCCAGCGGAGUCGACAGCUGCUGAUUCCGAGUUCAACGGCGGCGGCAUGGCUGAUGCUGGAGUCGUGUUUGUCAGCUACAACUCUCGCACUGGUGUAUUGGGAUCACUCGCCACCCCAGAACUAUCUGAGGAGCGCUAUGAGGCAGUUGGUGUCAACAGCUCUGGAAAUUGGGCUAUGCUGGAUCAACAGGCCGCAUUGAAAUGGAUUCACGCCAAUAUCGCCGCCUUUGGUGGUGAUCCUGACCAUAUCACUGUCCAGGGCCAAUCCGCGGGAUCCGCGGCAUCCUACCACGUUGUCAACAGUCCCCUUGUCGCAGGUCUGAUUGUCGGGGCAAUCAUCGAGUCAGGCGUUCGUGACCCUCACGACCCGCUGUGCACCUCGCUUGCGGAAGCUUAUGACAAUCAGACCACCGCAAUAGCACAUGGCGAAGAAUACCUGACAAGCCUGGGUGUGUCUACCAUUGCAGAAGCGCGUAAUCUGUCAUUGGAUACAGUGCUGGCUGCUACUUUUGGCGGCAAAACCGCUGCUAUCGACUACUAUGCUAUGCCCUCGACGUAUUUGGAAGAACUUCUCCAAGGUCCAGCAAAUGAUGUGCCGAUCAUCACCGGAAACACACGAGAUGAGAGCGGUGCGACGUACGAUCUCCAGCUCACCUAUGCGGAAUAUUUGCAAGAUCUAAACGAAACGUUCUCGGGCGAGUGGUUCGAGAGAUUUUUCGAGGCCUACCCUGCGAAUGAGAGUGGCAAUGCUGGCGUGCCUUACAACGCACAAUGGUCUGAUCGUUCCAAGGUUGGGACAUAUUUCUGGACCCUGCUAUGGCAAAUCAGCGCAUCCAGUCCUGUCUACAAUUAUUACUGGGACCAUGCCCCCCCUGGACAAAGUUCGGGGGCGUACCAUGAGUCCGAGAUCUACUACGCCCUCAACAACCUCUAUGCGAAUGCUGAGCAGUUUCCCUGGACGGCCGACGAUUAUGCUAUUGCACAAGAACUGAACGGCUACUGGGUCAACUUCAUUAAGACUGGCAACCCCAACGGGGGGAAUCUGACCUACUGGCCUGCUGCAAGCAACGCCUCGCAGGCGGUCCAGCAUGUGGGUGACGGCUGGGGCCAGAUCCCCGUCGCUCAUGACUACCAGGUCCAGUUGUUCUCGGAGUGGUUUAACACCCUGGUCGCUUACUGA